This is a messenger RNA of Eleginops maclovinus (Patagonian blennie), 4969 nucleotides long. RefSeq lists its product as uncharacterized. Gene Ontology annotation, molecular function: transcription corepressor activity; oxidoreductase activity, acting on the CH-OH group of donors, NAD or NADP as acceptor; DNA-binding transcription factor binding. The record is from RefSeq and is a predicted model, not a curated record. Gene Ontology annotation, cellular component: nucleus. Gene Ontology annotation, biological process: regulation of transcription by RNA polymerase II. Lineage: Eukaryota; Metazoa; Chordata; Actinopteri; Perciformes; Eleginopidae.
AUGCCUAACUCAAGUGAGCAGUCGCAUUUUGGUGGCUCUCUGGGCCAACAGGGUCCUGAAUGGUCUGAAGGUCUGAACGACAGGGCUGCAAGUCGCUGUCAACACUGUGGAACCAUUGCGGGACGUAGGAAUUCUUUGUUACAGGGUGGAGGUGACUGUGGAGCGUGGUUUCACCAUCACCUAGAUCUUGGUGAGAAAGCUGAUACAGACCUCCAGACUUCCAUGUACAGGCAGACCCAGCAGGAGAGGUGUGGGCAGCAGCUACUGAGGAAGACUUCUGUGCCUGAUCUCAGCAACAGUAUCUACCUCAGGCAAUUGAUGGCUGGCCGGGCCUCUGCACCACCUCAGGAUUACUACCUGGCUGACGCUACCUUAUCUGGCCAGCUACCUGACGAGUCUGGGUUUUAUAGGGAUAACCAGCACCUGCUCAACAGAUCAGCCUCGCAUUAUGGGCCUAGCGCUGGGGGGUUGAGGCCUACCUGGGAUCAAGGACAGGCAAGAGCCACACCUUCCGUGCGGCCCUCUGCCUCAACACCUACCCCUUUGCCUCCUCCCCCUCCACCUCCUCCCCCGCCUCCUCCUCCACCUCCUCCCCUUCCCAUUCAUGAGCUGAGCCGCUUGUACAGGGAAACACUGGGAUCUAAGAUGAUACCAGACAUCCACCGUAUUGGCGGCUACUCUCCCUCUCCUGCAGUUUACGGGGGCCAGCCCCCUCUUACCUAUUACAACUCUGAACAACCAUCUUUCUCUGCUCGUCAAGCUUAUAACAAUAUCAACAACUUUUCCCUGGACCCUCGCCAGCAAGCUGCCACCAGUUCAGGGCUGGACGCAGCUUCUCAGGGAAUGGACGGAGCUCUUCACCGCGCAUAUGGAGCUGUAGCCUCCCAGAGGAUGCCUUAUGAUCCAAACUAUGACCCCAACUCAGCCAUGAUGGCUGCCACAGCUGGAAUGAACUCUGGCAUGUCUCAUCAUCAUCCAAGCGCUGCAGACCCCAAAAGGAUGGUGGACCCUAACUUCUUGGCUUACCUGCGUGCUGAAGGCUUGGCUGAGAGCACUAUCACUCUACUGCUGCAACAUGGCUUUGAUUCUGCUUCCACGUUGGGAAUGAUGGAGGACCAUGAUGUUCGCUCUGUGGCCCCUAACUUAGCCCAAGCCCGUGUUCUCUCCCGUGUGGUGCUUGGUAGCAAGGCAAGUGGGGCAGCAACACGUACUCGAUCCAACAGCUUCAGUCACCGCGAGCUCUAUAUGCAGCCCCAGGGUUUGACCACGGACCCCUGCCUUAUGCAGCAACCGCCCAGCUCCCUCCAAAACGUGUCCCCCAGAAUGGGAGAGUUUCUUGGUAGAAGACCCAGCAGCGCACCCUCCCAGCACCUCCUGGAGACCACCAACUACCAAGCAGCACGGCCCUUGGCAACUGGAGCUUUUCCAAUCAGCCCCGGAGGAUACAGCAAUGCUGUCACUCAGGGAAGACCCUUCUCCAUGUACAAUGCCCACACCGGUCUUGCAAUGUCUGCUCUUGGACAGCAGCCUCCACCAGCUCCAGGCACCCCUGGAGCGGCACCGAAAACCUUUUCUGGUUCUUAUUCCCCCAUGGAGCUGAUGAAGAGAGCCACCAACCUUCCUCCACCAUCGCCAAUAGCAGCGCCAAGCCCCCUUCACAGCCCCCAACUUCUCCGGAAAGGGAUGAACGCUGCUCCUGACACUAACAUUGUUCCCGUAACUUCUUCAUCCUCUCUCCAAGCGCAAAACCUUAACAACAGCAAGUUGGUAGGACGUCGCACUGGUCCACCUGUCAUAGUCUCAACCAUGGUCUCCGCACCUGACACAAGUAUUCGGCCCCAAAUCAUGAAUGGGCCAAUGCAUCCGCGCCCCCUGGUGGCGCUGCUGGACGGGCGCGACUGCACCGUGGAGAUGCCUAUCCUGAAAGACUUGGCGACCGUCGCCUUCUGUGACGCUCAGUCCACACAGGAGAUACACGAGAAGGUGCUCAACGAAGCAGUGGGAGCCAUGAUGUACCACACCAUCACCCUGACCAGAGAGGACCUGGAAAAAUUCAAAGCCCUACGUAUCAUCAUCCGCAUCGGAAGCGGCUACGACAACAUCGACAUCAAGGCUGCCGGAGAGCUGGGCAUCGCUGUUUGUAACAUUCCCUCGGCAGCUGUGGAGGAGACAGCAGACUCCACCCUGUGCCACAUCCUAAACCUUUACCGGCGAAACACCUGGCUUUACCAGGCUCUCCGAGAGGGCACGCGGGUCCAGAGUGUGGAGCAGAUCCGCGAGGUGGCAUCCGGCGCCGCCCGCAUCCGUGGCGAAACCCUCGGACUCAUCGGCUUUGGUCGUUCGGGCCAGGCUGUGGCGGUGCGGGCCAAAGUCUUCGGCUUCAACGUCAUCUUCUACGACCCCUACCUGCAGGACGGCCUGGAGCGCUCGCUGGGGGUGCAGCGCGUCUACACCCUGCAGGACCUGCUCUACCAGAGCGACUGCGUGUCCCUGCACUGCAACCUGAACGAACACAACCACCACCUCAUCAACGACUUCACCAUCAAACAGAUGCGUCAGGGUGCAUUCUUGGUGAACACUGCGCGGGGGGGCCUAGUGGAUGAGAAGGCCCUGGCCCAGGCGUUAAAGGAGGGGAGGAUACGUGGAGCCGCCUUGGACGUACAUGAGACGGAGCCCUUCACUUUUUCUCAGGGUUCCCUGAAAGACGCCCCCAACCUGAUCUGCACGCCGCACACAGCGUGGUACAGUGAGCAGGCCUCUCUGGAGAUGAGGGAGGCCGCCGCCACCGAGAUCCGAAGAGCUAUCACCGGCCGAAUCCCCGACAGCUUAAGAAACUGCGUCAACAAGGAGUUCUUCGUCACCACGGCACCCUGGGCAGUUAUGGAUCAACCGGGCGUUCACCCUGAGCUCAACGGCGCCGCCUACAGAUACCCGCCGGGCGUAGUUGGAGUGGCUCCGGGUGGCAUGCCAGGGGCGUUAGAGGGCAUGGUGCCAGGUGGGGUGCCCAUCGCCCACACCCUGCCCUCUGGUACACACCCCUCCCAGGCCCCGUCGCCCAACCAGCCCUCCAAACACGGCGAGACCAGAGAGCACCUCACCGAGCAAUAGCAGCAGAAGGGAUUCAAACGGCAACAUCCAACAUGUCGACACUCAGAGAACAACCAAUCACAACGCAACCGACCAACUGGGACCAAGAGACAGUGAAACGACACACGUGGCUGCCUGUCAGACCAGCCAGCAACCGGGAACAAAGGAAGUGUUCCGGGGAAUUUGUACUUUUAACGUUUUAGUUUUUACUCUCUGUCUCUUUGGGGUUCAGUACCGACUUAACUCUUCGAUGAUGAUGAUGGGUUUUUUCGUUGUUUUUUUUCUUCGGGACAUGCCUAUGAUUGUGGACACAGAGUCCAGUGUUUUUAGCGCUCCGGGAUUACCCGAUGAGACUCUGUUCCCACCCCUCUCCACCUCAGAGCUCAUGGGAAACGUAGGCCCUCAUCUCAACACACUCAAAGGGCGAACAAGAGAAAAAACUCUGGCAUCAUGUGCUACUGGACCUUAUCCCCCCCCUUCCCGUCCCAAAUGCCCCCUGAUACUCCCCUCCUCUCCGACCCUCCUUAUGUAACUAAUGUGUGUUGUUUAGGCCCCUCAUUAUGCCUCAGAAGAAUUAUUUUGUUCUUUCAAUCUUCAGUGUGAAUGACUAAAAAUGGAUUAUUGACUAUAUAUAUUUAUCAUUCGUCAGACAAAAGGAAACCAUUGCUCAUCAGUUUAGUAAUCUAGAGUGGGUUUUAACCCUUUCCUGGCAAUAAUACAUGACAGCUGCUGCAGUUACACGAUUUCACCACUGGGGGGCGCUUCCACACAGCGUCAAGGCGUCGGCACCUGUGAGCAUCAACACCAAGUUGCUCCAAAAUAAUCUGUGUGAAUAAUUGUUAAACCGUUAGCAGUAACAGACAUUCACUUCAUACAGCUGAAUGCAGCUAAGUUUUGAGGGUAAAUGAAUUUUAGCUGCCAGCUAAGUAUUUCUUUUUUUGAGUUGGUGAUGUGUCAGUGUGAAGGACAAAUGUUUUGUAAAUCACAAAAAAAAGGAUCAACUUCGGCCGGACUGCAUCUUAUUCUCCUGCUGAAUUGACGGAUAUUACCUUAGUGGCAUCGGGGCACGGAUGAGACCACGCUCCCGCACAUUUCACACUGAAGACAGGAAAGGGUUAAAGCAAACUUCAUUUCUUAAUGACUCAGGAAAACACUUUUUUGCUGAUAUUGUUUAUUCCCAGAAUUUUGUCUUUUUGAGAAAAAGAAAAAAAAAAUGAGAUUGAUCCGGUUAGUCUGGAUACUUCUCUCCUCCCUCCUCCUCUCCAUCGUGGUAUUUUUAUAUACAAGGCGCAUCCCUGGUUUUGGUGUUAAAGAGUUUUGAAGAGUCCUGUUAGAUUUGUAUUGCCUAGUUAAAUGUUCCUAUAACCAUAGUCCUGUGAUCCACCCCCCAGUGUCCCACCCCCCCUUCCCUCCUUCUUAUAUUUUCUUUGUUCUAUUGAAGGCCAGGUUCUUUGGGGCAUCCUGUACUCUGUAAGAGCAAUAGCAGAAACUCCUACUUAGUGUCCCGACAAUAGCAGAAGAGGCAGCCAGCAGUACGUUUUUGUUUUUAGUGUGAGUAUUUGUAUUUGUUUCUUGUACAAGGUGAACAUUUAGCAUUCAGUGCAGUUCAAAUAAAAGAUAUGAUUCUGAGAACCAGCUGUCUGUACCAGAUUGAUUUCUAAGACGUAUUGUCCUGUAUGUUGAAUUAGCAGAGUUACAAGAUUUGAUUCAUCCUAAUUGUUUUAUCCGGUGUUGAGUGCACAAUAACAAAUAAAUGACGCAAAUGUGACUAACACCCACAUUGGAGAUAAAAAAAUCUAAAAAGUGUUGGAUGUCCCUCUUGUAAGGCUGGUAACUACCUACAGUUGAGUUGUUUUGUUUAUUAAAAGCUCACUAAACUUAA